CAUCUGCAGCCAACCGCAGCGGCUGUGGGGAGCCGGCACCUCGCUCCGCGCCCGGGGAAACCGGCCCGGCCCCAGCAGCGGGGCGAGGGGAGCGGCUCCAUGGGGGCGAGGUGGGUCCCGCACCCCCAGCGAGGGACCAGGCUCCUGACUCCACCAGGAUUGCAGGGACUGAGCUGCUGAGGAUGCCCUGAGAGUGGCCAAGCCAUGAGCAGAGUCUCCCGUGAGCGCCUGGACUCGGAGUCCUGUUCCCGGGCACUCUCCCAGGCCCGAAUGUACCUUGAGCAGAUUCGGAGCCGUGUCUCUCCAGGGGGCCCUGAUGUGCACGGAGCUGGGAAGCGGGAUUACCUGGUGGAUGCAGCAAAGCAGAUCCGCCUGGCACUGGAGCGGGAUGUGAGCGAGGACUAUGAGGAGGCUUUCAAUCACUACAAGAAUGGGGUGGAUGUGCUGCUCAGCGGCGUGCAGGUCGACCCCAAUAAGGAGCGCCGUGAGGCUGUGAAGCGGAAGAUCACACAGUACCUGAAACGGGCUGAGGAGAUCUUUAACUGCCACUUGCAGCGGACUCUGGGGAACGGGAGUUCCACUGCCACGGGCUACAGCAGCCUUCGCUUUCGGCCCAUCAGGACGCUCAGCUCGGCUGUGGAGAACCUGAGGCGCUGCAAGGUUGUGGGAGUGAUUGAGAAGGUGCAGCUAGUCCAGGAUCCAGCCACUGGGGGGACCUUUAUACUUAAGAGCCUCCCCAAAUCCCACGUGGAGACCCGUGAGCGGCAGACCAUCAUCCCUCAUGGAGUCCCCUUCGUGGCCAAGCUGCUGCGCUACUAUGUGAGCGAAGACUCCAUCUUCCUCCACCUCGAGCAUGUGCAGGGGGGGACACUCUGGUCCCAUCUCCACUCCCGGCCUCGUUUACAGCAAGGUUCCUCUGAUGGCCCCAGUAGCCUAAUCCCAAAGUCCAACUCAGUUUUGGUGGGCCAUGGUGAGAAGCAGCAAGUAGGAACCUGCUCGGGGGCUGGCCCUCAGUCCAGCCAGAGCUCCAGCUUCUGCCCGGAGAAUGGCACUGACCUCUCAACCUCUGCGAAUCGCCACCCACCAGAAAUUGCUGACCAAUCGUCCUCUCGGGAGCAGUCACCUGACCACAUGGAUGCCAGACCAGGGACUGGCUGCAGGUUCCAUACUGGAUGUGCCAAUGGCCAUAAGGGAGUUACUGGGGGGAAGGAUUCAGGUGCAACACACACUCUGUUUGGUGUCACUGAUUCUGUCUUCAUGGCAAUGGCCAAGGGAUACAGCCAUCUGACCAACCAGAGUUUGACCUCCCAGUCAUGUGACUUGUUAACCAGCAGUGAUGGUGUCAGCAGUGUAUCAGAGAGGGAAGAUUCUCAGCAGGACACAAGGCUACUGGCUGAUGAAGGGCUGCCCCAGUCUCCUGCUGCAGUCCCAAAGGCUAUGGGAGGAGGCCACCUGGUGAAGGUGGAACCUCGAGUUUGCCAGGUGUCUGAUGCUCCCUGGGCUCAGCCCACACGGUCCCCAGUGGCUCUCCCAGGAAAAAGGCAGCUGCACCCUGGAACCACCCUGCACAGCUCCAGCAAGUCCUACUGGUGUGACUCUGGGGGGCAGGAGUUGUUGAGGAGCAUCUCAAGGGCCCAAGGAGCAGGCCAUGGUCAGCACAGAGAGCAUCCAACUGCAGGACAGCGUGGGCCUCCACCCCAUCGCUCUUUCCGAGGGGAUGGCCAGGGGACCUGGGAUGUGAACGAGGAGCUCAUCCGGCUGUGGGCAGCUGAAAUGCUCUUGGCUCUGGAGGGACUCCACCAACAGGGAGUGCUGUGCCGGGACCUCAACCCCAGAAACCUGCUGCUAGAUGGUGCCGGUCACAUCCGUCUCACCUUCUUUGGCCAGUGGACAGAGGUGGAGCCACAGUGCUGCAGCCAGGCCCUAGAAGAUAUGUAUAGCGCCCCAGAAGUGGGUGGGAUUUCUGAGCUGACUGAGGCCUGUGACUGGUGGAGCUUUGGGUCCCUGCUGUACGAGUUACUGACAGGAACAUCGCUGUCCCAGAGCCACCCCUCGGGGAUUCACCCUCACACCCAGCUGCACCUUCCAGAGAGGCUCAGCCUGCCUGCUGCAUCCCUGCUCACUGAGCUGCUGCAGUUUGACCCCAAGCGACGCUUGGGCUCUGGAGGAGGUGGAGUCGUCAAGCUGAAGAGCCAUCCCUUCUUCAGUACUAUCCAGUGGAACAAGCUGGUUGGCUAGACUGACCCAUGCGGAGCAGCGAGGAGUGAAGGAUGGUGUCAGGCAGGGGGCUAGCUGCUGAUGUGCUGGGUGGGGCCCAGGGAGAGACCCAGAUCCUGCUGGAGAGGCAGAUUAUCCCCCAUGAUCACUGGGACCUGUGAUCCUGGGUGGUACUUGCAGCUCUGCCAGUGAUCCUGGGAGGUCCACUUCUGCAAGGGCUGAUUGUGGGGGUCUGGAUUGGGUCCAAUUUGC
Mauremys reevesii (Reeves's turtle) is the source of this 2469-nucleotide messenger RNA. RefSeq names its product ribosomal protein S6 kinase like 1 (gene RPS6KL1). The record is from RefSeq and is a predicted model, not a curated record. Gene Ontology annotation, biological process: protein phosphorylation. Bases 205 to 2238 code for a protein of 677 amino acids. Gene Ontology annotation, molecular function: ATP binding; protein kinase activity. The transcript is spliced from 11 exons. Lineage: Eukaryota; Metazoa; Chordata; Testudines; Geoemydidae.